AUGUCGAAUUCGAUCACAACGUCAAGAGCACUGAGGGGUGUGUACUCAUCUCUCUCGACAAGACAAUGCCAACGAUGCUUGUCCAGCAGCGCUCUCCAGCCCAAGCAGCUUCGGCCAACCCUCCCACGAGCGCCAAUCCAGUCGAGACAGCCCAUUACCCAGCGCCGAACGAAAUACAAGACGAUUGAGCAGGCCAAGAGCCGAUACAGCAAUGGGCCCUUUUCUUGGAAGGCCGGAAUUCUGUUUGUCGGUACCUGCGGCCUGUUAGUAUGGUACUUCGAGUUUGAAAAGGCGCGCAUGCAGCGUAAGAGAAUAGCUGAGGCGGCCAAGGGCGUGGGCCGACCAAAAGUUGGAGGAACCUUUGAGUUGAUCGAUCAGGAUGGAAAGCCAUUUACCAGCGAGAUGAUGAAGGGCAAACACUCUUUGGUGUACUUCGGAUUCACUCGAUGCCCUGAUAUCUGCCCCGAAGAACUCGACAAGAUGGCCACCAUGUUGGAUAUUGUCGAAGAAAAGGCACCGGGUGCACUUCUUCCCAUCUUCAUCACCUGCGAUCCGGCCCGUGAUACUCCAAAGGCUCUUAAGGAUUACCUGGGUGAAUUCCAUGAGAAGUUCAUUGGUUUGACCGGCACGUAUGAUCAGAUCAAGGCGCUCUGCAAGAAGUACCGCGUCUACUUCAGCACACCCCAGAACGUCAAGCCAGGACAGGACUAUUUGGUGGACCACAGCAUCUACUUUUACUUGAUGGACCCGGAUGGCGAUUUCGUUGAGGCAUUGGGCAGACAACACUCGCCGCAGCAGGCCGCAGCGCUUAUCUUGGACCAUAUGAAGGACUGGGAUAAGAAAUAG
This is a messenger RNA of Fusarium musae, 846 nucleotides long. RefSeq lists its product as uncharacterized. Gene Ontology annotation, cellular component: mitochondrial inner membrane. Gene Ontology annotation, biological process: mitochondrial respiratory chain complex IV assembly; intracellular copper ion homeostasis. Gene Ontology annotation, molecular function: copper chaperone activity; copper ion binding. Lineage: Eukaryota; Fungi; Ascomycota; Sordariomycetes; Hypocreales; Nectriaceae. The transcript has 3 exons. The record is from RefSeq and is a predicted model, not a curated record. The coding region runs from base 1 to 846 and encodes 281 amino acids.